AUGGAGACCCUACACAAACUUCAGUUAUCUCUUACUCAGGAUUUCAAGAAUCAUUUCGACACUGCUUACUCGGAUAUCAAUGCAGAAAUCGCCGCGUACAACGCGCGCGUUAAAAAUGCUGAGGAAAGAGCCAAGAUCGCCGAAGAGGCUCGCCAGAGGGCGGCGGACGAGUUAGACAUGUUAAGGCACGAGGUAUUCCUUCUACGAGAAGAACUACGACAGGAUGAGGUCAAUUCAAAAGAGGCCGAAAAUGCCGCUGAAAGCGCGCUUCGAUUGGACGAGACAUACGAACCGGGGCGCGUCCUUGGGAACAAGGAACUUUCAGCUAUUGAAACCGCAGACUUGAGAAGGAUUAGCGACAGAUAUAUCGAGCUGUACGGGCAAGCUGCGGUAAUCGUUCAAGCUUCAGGAAAUCUCAAAGACUUAGUUAAACGCCACAAAAACAAGGUAACCCGCUUGAAAGCGCUUCUUCAACGUCCAGGGCCUUCCUCCGCGCCUGACGCUGAGGCUAUCAAACACCAGCGACUCUCUACGAGGCCGACUACCUCACCGGUGCCUCUUGGAUCCCCAUGCUCUAUGGCCAACCCACUGAAAGACCCGGCCAGGGACAAAGCAAACGUCUCAUCUGGAGAACCUGCCCUUCCUACAACUGAGGUGGUACCGGAACAAGACAGCAACAUAACUAGAAAUGAGCAUAGAAUUUCAAACCACAGGCGACUGCAAGGGAAUGGUCCAGAUUUAUCAUCCACGUCAUCAGACGCCUCAACAGAGGGAUUACCGCCUAUCAAUGGUGCUACUACAAAUGCACAGCUUGAACAAUUAAAACUAAAGCGUACUGCUGCAGGGCAGACGAAGUCAAAGGACAAUUGGACCCUUGAAAUUUCAGGGAAAGGAGGCCCAGCUCAUCCUAUCAUGGUCAAAAGUGAGACUUUGUCAUCUAGCCCUCUGAUGGCUCCUUCGCCUCAGCCUGUACCGCCUGGAACUCAGGAUCUGGAUGACGUCGGUGACACUGUCGUUACUCCCACGAAAAGAAUCCGAUUCUAUAGGGACCAAGCUUACAGUGCCACUCCCAAGCAUCCCCAAAAUAGCUUGCGAUUGGCAUCGGGGCGACAUGCGCCCCAUCUUAACUGUGCAAGCAAGGGGAAUAAUCGCGUGUUGAGCGUGCUUCGACCUGUCGAUGGCAACUUACGGAGCUCGAGUACUGGGCAAAUGGCAGAUAAAAAGCGGAAAAAGGCCCUAGGCGCCACGAGGAUAUCUUCGAUAACUGAAGAUGGCGACGAAAACCGGCCACUAUCGUGGAUAAGAGGCACCAAACCACCCCAGGGCGAUUAUGCGCGAGACCUGUCAAGAGAGCAUCGAUUAUCGGACCUUCUCGAAACAACAUCGCCAGCGAGCCGAGCGUUGCAGUCCAAAGUGGCUACUAAUGUUUCUGCAGCCACUCCGAGCCGUGGUUUACACUCGAGUGUGAGAGGUAGCUCGAUGACGACUGGCAGCGAAACAGGAGCUACAUCCGUCACAAAACUGGCAACCUCAAAUUCCUCACAGGGUAGCCCUAAGCCGACUAUGCGCGAGAGCUAUUGUGACAAAUUACAGCAUCGAUCAGAACGCCUAAGCCAGCUCGAAGCAAUGCCCGACGACGAGCCAUACAGAGCCCGCCCGCCUCAGCGACUCGGUCUCGAACACUUCAGAAUAAAUCCAGAAUACAACAAUGGUCUGGACUACGCUUAUGACACGGUUAUCCGGAAAAGGGACGAGCGCAAAUGCGCCAGUGGCUGCACGCGUCCUGGUUGCUGUGGGGAGAAGUUCUCUGCCAUGGCACGUUUUGGCAUUCCCGUGGAUGCGUCAGGGAAAGCAAUGAGUGACCGUGAGAUACUAGAAGAAUUCUUAGGAGAAGACAAGAACGCCAUUGACAUACUUAGCUCUGAGUGCCGUGAUGGUCUUCUAGUCGAGGCAAAGGCCAGGGUUUUUGCCAACCAGUUUGGUAAGCACAGGCACCAACACCACAAACCGGGCACACCCCCUGGGUUCUGGCGCACAGGAAUGCCCGGUACACAGGAAAUAGAAGAGGAUCGCGAGGAUGCACGGAGAUUGGAGAGGGAGAAGGUGCAGGAGCGCUAUCGAGAAGCAUUGCGUCCCAACGGGCUAUGGAGGUUCGCAGAUGAGUGA
Molecule: messenger RNA, 2166 nt
Organism: Aspergillus mulundensis
Lineage: Eukaryota; Fungi; Ascomycota; Eurotiomycetes; Eurotiales; Aspergillaceae
Exons: 1
Coding region: 1-2166 (721 amino acids)
Biological process (GO): DNA double-strand break processing involved in repair via single-strand annealing; double-strand break repair via homologous recombination
Cellular component (GO): site of double-strand break
Molecular function (GO): damaged DNA binding; single-stranded DNA binding; double-strand/single-strand DNA junction binding
Source: RefSeq, a predicted model, not a curated record